UCAACCUACUUGUUGUUCCCCGUCCCAAGCUCUCUCUCUCCACUGGCAUAGAGAAAUCCCUCUGUACCUACGCCUCUUGCUCUUUAAAUCAGAGCCUUUUGGGCAAAACCAAGCUUCAUCAAUUCCAGUUAUCUCAGCGAUGGCAAAUAUCAACCAUUCAUUGAAGUUAGUAGCUUAUCAUCAUCAUCGUCAUCAUCUUCUUGUUUCGUGUUCCAUUAUUCUUGCCCUUUGCUUCUUCUCUUCUGUUCCAGUCCAUGCCCUUAACAUUGGUGUUCAAAAAAUAGACGCAACAGUCUCUGUGAGUAAAGAAUGCAGCAGGAAAUGUGAAUCUGAGUUCUGUUCAGUGCCUCCAUUUCUGAGAUAUGGCAAGUAUUGUGGGCUGCUAUACAGUGGAUGUCCAGGGGAGAAACCAUGUGACGGCCUUGACGCUUGCUGCAUGAAGCAUGAUGCCUGUGUUCAAGCUAAGAACAAUGACUAUCUAAGCCAAGAAUGCAGCCAAAACUUCAUCAACUGCAUGACAAAUUUCAGGAACUCAGGAGGGCAUAGCUUCAAAGGAAACAAAUGCCAAGUUGAUGAGGUUAUUGAUGUCAUUUCUGUAGUCAUGGAAGCUGCUUUGCUUGCUGGAAGAUACCUUCACAAACCAUGAUUUUCAAAAUUGAACCUACUCAAUUCCAAUCAAAUAUUCCAAUUCUCAAACAAUUUUUAGGGAAAUUUAAGUUUCUCUUCACAAUUUUUUUUUUUCAUCUUCACUGCCUGAAUCUGGGUUAACUAAUGAUAUGUUAUUUUUCAUACAUUCAUCUGCUUGUUUAAAUUUAUAAUUGUUCUUCAA
Manihot esculenta (cassava) is the source of this 829-nucleotide messenger RNA. Its product is annotated as phospholipase A2-alpha. The record is from RefSeq and is a predicted model, not a curated record. NCBI's taxonomy places the organism in Eukaryota, Viridiplantae, Streptophyta, Magnoliopsida, Malpighiales, Euphorbiaceae. Gene Ontology annotation, biological process: phospholipid metabolic process; arachidonate secretion; lipid catabolic process. Bases 140 to 646 code for a protein of 168 amino acids. The transcript is spliced from 4 exons. Gene Ontology annotation, molecular function: A2-type glycerophospholipase activity; calcium ion binding.